Rana temporaria (common frog) is the source of this 1962-nucleotide messenger RNA. RefSeq names its product aldo-keto reductase family 1 member C15-like. The transcript is spliced from 9 exons. The record is from RefSeq and is a predicted model, not a curated record. Gene Ontology annotation, cellular component: cytosol. Gene Ontology annotation, molecular function: aldose reductase (NADPH) activity; steroid dehydrogenase activity; ketosteroid monooxygenase activity. Gene Ontology annotation, biological process: steroid metabolic process. NCBI's taxonomy places the organism in Eukaryota, Metazoa, Chordata, Amphibia, Anura, Ranidae. Bases 119 to 1090 code for a protein of 323 amino acids.
GCUCUGUAUGAAAGAGGCGGCUGUAUUUGUUUGUCAUCCUCGCUUUGGGGUCAAAUUUCAUAUUUUGCAGAAGCGUAAAGGAAUUUGAGGCUGUUUGGGAGCUAACAGAGGCGCUGACAUGUCUGUGAGUUUACACGCCAGCCUGAACGAUGGGAACAGAAUCCCAGUUAUUGGAUUUGGGACGUACGCUCCUGAAACGUAUCCCAAGAGCAAAGCGGAAGAGGCCACCGAACUAGCCAUCAAAGUCGGGUACCGCCAUAUUGAUGGGGCAUAUAUGUAUCGCAAUGAGGCUGAAGUUGGUCGGGCUGUCCACAAGAAGAUCACAGAUGGAACCAUAAGGAGAGAAGACUUGUUCCUUACUGGGAAGCUCUGGUGCACUUUUCACAGGCCUAACUUGGUUCAGAACGGUCUGCAGAGAUCCCUGGAAGCUCUUAAUGUGAAAUACUUGGAUCUCUUUCUCAUUCAUGUGCCUGUAGAAUUUCAGCCGAGUGAAGAUCUGUUGCCAGUGGAUAAAGAUGGGAAGUAUCUGUACAGCAACACAGACUUGCGAGAGACUUGGGAGGCUAUGGAGCAGUGUAAAGAUGCUGGUCUAGUCAAAUCUAUUGGAGUGUCCAACUUCAAUCGUCGGCAGCUGGAGCUGAUCCUCAAAAAGCCAGGAUUAAAAUACAAGCCCGUCUGCAAUCAGGUAGAAUGCCACGUGUACCUGAACCAAGAGAAACUGCUGAAAUUCUGCAAGGAAAAUGACAUUGUGCUGGUUGCAUAUAGUGUCCUGGGCUCCAGCCGGGAUGUGACAUUCAGGAUUGCUGUUGAUUGCCCUGUACUCCUUGAGGACCCAGUCCUGAAUGAUAUAGCACAGAGGAUUGGACGGACUCCGGCUCAGGUGGCUCUUCGUUAUCUCCUGCAGAGAGGGAUUGUCGUUCUUGCAAAAAGCUACACUAAACACAGAAUCAAAGAGAACCUGCAGGUAUUUGACUUCCAACUGGAGGAGAAGGACAUGAAUUCUCUUUACGCCCUGAAUAAAAAUAUGCGUUAUGGUAAAAUGCCUAUGUGGGAGGACCAUCCAAAAUAUCCUUUUCAUGAUGAAUAUUAACAUAAAUCCUGGAUGGACUGCUACACACAUCAUAUGCUUUGACGUAACCAUGUAGAGAACAAAACAAAUAUUUGUAGCCAUUCCCUGUUUUGCAUGACCGGUUUUAGAAAUUAAGAACUAGCACUAAACCUUAGUAAUGAGUAUGUAUGUAGAUAGGUACGCUGGAUAGUUUUUUGCAUGGAAAAGGAUUUAUAUGUCAGCAACUAAACAUUGUAUCUGGUGCAUCUGUCCCACAACAAGUAAGCACAAGAGCUACUGAUCUUCAUAUUUUUUUCCAGAUUGGUGACCCAGAGUCCCGGUUCACACGUAUGCGAUGCAGGAACCAGUGCAAUUCCAAUGCAAGUUCACAAGUCACUCGCCGGCGGUUCACACUGACAUCUGUGAAACGCUGCAAGUGUCAAUGUGAAGUUAAUGACACACCCAGAUCGGUUUGCAGAUCAAAUGGUGCAGGAAUCGUAUAGCAUAGGUGCGUUUCGCUUCCAGUGCGGACUAAAAAAAGGGUCCUGGACAAUUUUGCUGCGAAUGCAAAGCGAUUUCAGCCAUACAGUUUGUAUGGCUGAAUUUGCAUCACACAAAUAUCGCAUGUGAUCUGCACAGCAAUGUGGACAAGUGUGAACCCAGCCAGAAGCUACGGAAACAGGAGGACUGCUAUAUAUACACAUCCACUAGACAUAUACACAUCCACUAGACGGUCAAGAAUAUCAGGCUCCAUGUUUCACUCGGCACAUAAUUUAAAGUAAAUGUAAACCCAAUCACCAAAACCUCAUAUAAACUUUAGCUUACUAAAAACAAUAAAUAGGCAGCUUUUAUUAAAAUAACACCUGGUCCUUCUGUCGUAAAGGUCCUUGUUCAGACAUUUCCUCUUAUGGGGU